Molecule: messenger RNA, 1010 nt
Organism: Williopsis jadinii
Lineage: Eukaryota; Fungi; Ascomycota; Saccharomycetes; Phaffomycetales; Wickerhamomycetaceae
Product: NAD(P)-binding protein
Exons: 1
Coding region: 59-952 (297 amino acids)
Source: RefSeq, a predicted model, not a curated record
UUAGUUACUUCUUUCUGGAUAUGUCAACGGCAGGUACCAUCACAGUGUGUAAACCAACAUGAAAGUGCUUGUUCUCGGCGCAACUGGCUUCAUAGGCACAAGUGUUGUUGAUUCUUUAGUCAAAGGAGGGCAUCAGGUCCUUGGACAGUCAAGAAGCGAAUCAUCGCAGCUGGAGCUUGCCAGGCGUGAGAUUGAGCUCGUUGUGAGUGAUCCAUUCAACGAUGAUAAAUGGACAGAGCAGCUGGAUACCAUCGAUGUUGUCAUCGAUUGUAUCGGUGGGAAUGCGCCAAUUGAUACUGGUUGUAUCAAACUCAUCAAGAAGGCUGAAGGCUUUAAAAGACAUGCAACGGCUGCUAAGCUGGUUUACAUAUGGACAUCCGGUGUUUGGCUACACGGUGAGGAUCGCUGGAACUUCGUCACUGAUGGUACUAAAGCAGACCACCCUCCAGAAAAAGUUGCCUGGAGACCAGAGGUUGAACACUACCUGAUAAAUAGUACAGCAUUGGACGGCAUAGUUAUUCGUCCAGGGUUGGUCUAUGGAAGAAGUGGAAGCGUACCGGCAAUGCUCUUUGCACAAGGUGCGAACUCCGACAAGAUUGUAUGGCCUGGAACUCCUGGUGGCCGGUAUGCUACUGUCCACGUUGAUGAUUUGGGAGAGCUGUACAGAUUAGCUGUGGAGAAGUACCCGUUGGUUAGAGGGUUGAAGAUUGAAGGAAGUAACCCGUCUACUGAAAGUGUUGACUUGAUACUCCAAAGAACCGUGGAAAUCUCAGGUGCGAAAUCGUAUAUUUAUAAGACUCCUGAGUCCCCAUUUGAAGUUGCUCUUGCUGCAACUAGCGUCGUUAGAGGUACAAUUGCAAAAUCGAUACUGGGCUGGACCCCGGUCAAGCCAUCAUUGGUUGAUGGAUUGGCAAUCUACUACCACGCUGCAAUUGCUUCUACUCAAAAGUGAUUUGCAUUAGAUUGGUCAGUGUGUAUAAUUCGUAACAAUAAAAACAACAAGAAAGUUC